AUGCGUCCUUCCCCAUUCAAGCAUCGCCCUCUUAGAAUAUUGCAAUGCAAUAUUAAUGGGCUUGGUACAGCAGCAACGCGGAUUAAACUUGACCAGCUUCUUGAGCUGGCCGAAACUAAAGAAAUUCAGAUUAUUGCUCUUCAGGAAACCAAGCUUAAAGAGACCUCUAAACUGAAGGUAAAGGGGUACAAUGUCUUCCGUUCAGACAGAAAAACUGGAGGAGCUGGUGGUGGCUUAGCCUUCCUCGUCAGGAACAUUCAGUAUCAGAGCAUCGACACCCCACAAUUUGAUAAUACUAAACUGGAAAUCCAAGGCAUUUCGUUCCCCUGGAGAGGUAAGAACAUUAAAGUCUUCAACUCUUACCAUCCUCCUUGCUCCUCAAGUUUGCCCGACUGCUUCUUUCAAGGGUAUGAAAAUAACAUCUUUUUCCUUGGAGAUCUGAACGCUAAACACCCUAACUGGGGAUGCUCCAACAGCAAUGCAAGGGGAAAUGCGCUCCUUAAUCUCGCGGAUGAUAAGAGCUUUCUAUUUUUGAAUGAUGGAUCCCCAACACACUCCUCCCAUAGUUACAAUACCAAAGAAGCACUGGACAUCUCCAUCGUUAGUCCAGAUAUUUACCCACAAUGUAAUUGGACUGUGUUAAGUAAUAUUGGUAGUGAUCACUACCCCAUUCUUAUUGAAUUAGAUAUAAAUCAAAAGGUCUCCAGGGACCGUAGGAACCACUGGAAUUUUAGGAAAGCCGACUGGAAGAGGUACAAUGAUUUGACAAAUUCUGGAGUAUUUAAUGAGCCUCUAACCAACAACAUUGACAGUAACUGGACGGCAUUUGAAAACGGAAUUAUUAGCGCAGCAAAGCAGUCGGUCCCUCGUGGUAAAGUAAAAAAGUACACUCCAUUCUUCUCCCACAACUCCGACACAUUGAAACCACUCUUGAAAAGGAGAGAAGCACUGUCAAAUCUCAUUUCAUCCAAUUCCGGUAACACAUCUGACAAGACCGAACUGAACAGAGUGAAUGCAGAAAUCAAACGCAAGUACGCCCUUCUAAAGAGGCAGAGAUGGAGGGAAUUUUGCACUUCUCUCGACUCUAGAACACCCGAGUCCAAACUGUGGAAACUAGUAAAAAGUAUUGAUAAAAGUCAACCUCAAUCUGAGAGCUGUAACACUAUUCUAGCACCGGACGGGAGUGUCCCUAGUGGUCACAAAGAAGCAGCGGACAUCUUAGGCCUGCAUUACAGUAAUAUCAGUAAACUGUCAUUCACUAACCCAGACAAGACUAUUGCACGUAGGGCAAGAAUCCUUGCUAACAGACACCGAAACAAGAAAGCAAGUGACCCCUUAUUCAGCGCUCACUUCUCUCUGCAAGAAUUGGAGUUCGCUAUUGGAAACUUGAAACUGUCCAAGUCUCCUGGCCCAGACGGCAUCUACGGACACAUGAUCCUACAUCUCGGAAACCUGCUAAAAGCGCAAACUCACCAGACAGCUACAGACCCAUUGCCUUAA
Molecule: messenger RNA, 1500 nt
Organism: Uloborus diversus
Lineage: Eukaryota; Metazoa; Arthropoda; Arachnida; Araneae; Uloboridae
Exons: 2
Coding region: 1-1500 (499 amino acids)
Molecular function (GO): catalytic activity
Source: RefSeq, a predicted model, not a curated record